AUGGGAAUAACAAAUGAAGCCGUUCACAGGGAUAGGGAACAAAAUAUACUAAAGGAGGAGGACAUGGUAAAGCUUAAGAAGACAAAACCGGUCUCCACUCCCAAGCAAACAAAGCCAAGGAAAAACCAGUUUGCACCUACCUCUGGUGUACAAAAUCAUAUCUCUCCAUCCAAGCCACAAGCUAAGUCAAUUGGUGGAGUUGAUAAGAGGAAAAAGGAGAAGCCACAAAGGGAAUAUGUUGCAACCACUACUGAAGAUGUAGAGACAAAGUCUAAUGAAGCAGUGAAAGAGAUAAAGAAGCAAGAUGAUGUUGAUACUGCUAAGGUUGAUAACCCUGGUGAAGCUGAACAUGAUCAUUUGGUUAUAGAUGUUGACUCUGGAAAGGAAGAUAAGGAGGAAGUUUACAAAGAAAAGGGAGAGGUUGAUGUUGAGAAGGGUGGACAUGAUGGAAAAUAUGUAAGAGCAGAGGUGGUAGAAAAUGAGAAAGGAGAAGAGAAGGAUGAUAAGGAUCCAGUGAUAGUGGCAAGAGACACUAACAAAGAAAAACAGGUUGUCACUAACUUAGAUGAUUUCACUCAAGGGCCUAUAGAUCUGAGUUCACUAUCUCCUAUUCAAGCAUUGAAGCUAGCAACUCUUGCAUAA
Messenger RNA from Cryptomeria japonica (Japanese cedar), 642 nucleotides. RefSeq lists its product as uncharacterized. Bases 1 to 642 code for a protein of 213 amino acids. The transcript has 2 exons. The record is from RefSeq and is a predicted model, not a curated record. NCBI's taxonomy places the organism in Eukaryota, Viridiplantae, Streptophyta, Pinopsida, Cupressales, Cupressaceae.